This is a messenger RNA of Nicotiana attenuata, 1234 nucleotides long. Its product is annotated as BTB/POZ and MATH domain-containing protein 3-like. The record is from RefSeq and is a predicted model, not a curated record. The transcript is spliced from 2 exons. Gene Ontology annotation, biological process: protein ubiquitination. Lineage: Eukaryota; Viridiplantae; Streptophyta; Magnoliopsida; Solanales; Solanaceae. Gene Ontology annotation, molecular function: protein binding. Bases 425 to 904 code for a protein of 159 amino acids.
CUUUGAAGAUGAACUCAGUGUAACUCUAACAUACAUAUCUUUAUUCCGAUAUUUAAGUAAUAGUGCUAUUGGGCCCAUGCAUAGCAUGGGCUAUCCUUUACUAGUUUCUAUAUAAAUUGGAACCUCAUGAUAAUACUAAGUUUAGAUGGUUUUCUGGAAUUUAUAUCUAAGAACUAACUAAGCUGACAGAAUGAUGUCCUCCAUUAUUCUUUCUAUCGCUAAGAGGAUAUAUUGAAAGAAAUUAGCAGUUAGCUAAGCAAUUCCAUCCCUUAUAGUCAUGGUGUUUCCACCUCACUUUUCCCAAAUCGAGUUUCUUUCCAUAAAAGUUGUUCAUUACCAUUUUGUAAUGCACAUGCAUAUCUUGUGCCAACCUUGGGGCUUUUUCUAAUAGCUGGGAUGAUAGUGUACAUCUGUUUUGUAGGCUAUGCUCCAUUUUAUUUACUCUGAUGAGCUUCCGGAUUUGCUUGAAAUUGCUGGCUCUACUUCAACACGUACAUCUACUAUAAUGAUGCAGCAUAUAUUGGCUGCAGCGGACCGCUUUGGUUUAGAUAGGCUGAAACAGUUAUGCGAGGCUAAAUUAUGUGAAGAAGUUAAUGUGGAUACAGUGGCUACGACUCUUUCCCUUUCGGAGCAGCAUCAAUGCCUACAGCUUAAAGCCAUAUGUUUGAAAUUUGCAGCAACAAACUUGGGAGUCAUGCAGUCAGAAGGAUUUAAGCACUUAGAAGAGAGCUGCCCGUCACUGUUGUCAGAGCUACUGGAAACAGUUGCAUCAGUUGAUGAGAAGGCGACUGUGAUGUCUAGCAAGAAAAGGACUAGCAGCAGCAUCUUUGGGUUGGAUCUGGCAGAUGGUGCUGCAGCAGAAUCUGUUAAUCCAAAUGCUAGGCGUGUGCGAAGACGGAUGUAAUCUUAUAGUAGUCUUUGAGUGCAAAGCAAGCUUCUUGGUAGAAAAUCUGCUACUAGAAAAUUUAGCUGAUGAUUAUGUUUAUGUUAGUCAAUUCGUUGUUACCGGGAUGUAGGAACAGUUCUAAUGAGCUUAAGUGAUAACUUUUAAUGUUAGCAUUAUUGGUUUCAUGUCCUCUGUUGAUCCAAACAACCUAAGGGCAGGAUAGGUGGUCUAUAAUGUAUCUUGUUAUCUUUUUUUACUACCUGAGCUACUUGUUUCUGUAAGACACAGCUUUAAUGAAUAUGUAACGAGUUCCCCAUAUAAGUGAUGCACGUAUUAUUUUUUUGCUCA